AUAAAUAUCUAACUUUCACGGUAAAGGAAUCAAAUUUCUGAUCAGUUCUGAACGAAAAGGAAUGAUUUGGCUUGACACUCGAACGUCUGUAGCUGAUAGUCAGAAAGAUCACAAAAUUAUGAAAUCAAUACGUUGUAUCCAAACACACUAGUCACGCAAAGUUUUAAUUUCAUCGAUGAGAUUUACAUACAGACCAAAGACGGAUUGAGAGCAAGAUGAGGGUUUUCACGUUUAACACCCGUGCAAGAAGUCUCAAAACUUCGAUGAUCAGUUAAACCAGUUUGAAGGGGAAAUGGCCGAAAAUGCGGUACGACUUGGUCAAUACGAACUUCUCAAGUAUUCCUUUGGAGCGUUCCUAACUUGUUCUGACGUAGCAACCGACAUAUUGAUAGCAACAACUUACUACCGACAGCGACAGUUUAUCUGGUUUAGCUUUUGCUUAGCGUUUGCAGUUAUGCCAUCGCUCCUAUUAACACUCGCAUAUCUCUUGCAACGCUGUACACAAGAGAGCAAGAUCGCGCUAGUGAGAGAAUUUAUUUUCUUUGCCAAUCCAUGCGGAUCUGGUUUUCUAAAGAUGAAGCUUCUACUCGUGUGUUUACGGAAUUAUGAUGAGGUACGGAGCGAUCAGGGCUGGCUCGUCGACGACGAAAAACUUCGGCAGGAUUACAGAGCCGAAAAAGUUUAUCAUUAUGUAGAAGGCCUUUUGGAAAACAUGCCACAAAUCCUUCUUCAGAUUUACGUGACAAUCAUUCAAGAUCAAAACAUCUAUCCGAUACAGAUUUUCUCGAUUUGUGUUACAUUUAUAAACCUUGUUUGGGUAAUGACCUUGUUUGAAUAUUGCAGCUUCGUUAAAGAAGCUACAGUAACAGAUUUUUUUGUUAUAGUAUUUUACAACGUUUGCCUCAUCGCUGCCCGUGGACUGUCAAUUGUAGCUUUCCUUGUUGCUUUUAAAUGGUUUACCUCAGCUGUGCUGGCUUUCCACGAGUUUGUCUGCAUAACAAUUUAUAUCUACAGAAAUCACAAAUACUUCAGCGAGAAAGAAGUUUGGUGGAUUGCUUUGCUUAUUAUGCCAUGCUACGUAUUCGUUUACCUUGGAUUUAAAGUGAUGGAUCUUAAUGCCAAAUUGUUCGACAUAAAACUUGCUAGAUCCGUGUUUUCUUCAGCUCUCUUUUAUUUUUGUUUCACCGGUGAAAAUGUUGUAAUGAUUUUGCUGUUUUUCUCAUGGUCAAAGACGAAUAAUGACUUUCGGUGGAAUCCGUGGAUUUCAAAAGUUGCCACAAUUUCUGUCAUUGUUUUGUCUGUAGUAGGGGCGGUCAUACAAAUUUUUUUUACGUUUUCAUUCUUUCAUAAACCAACAAGAAUUACGCCCAACCCUGAGCCAGAAAUUCACGGUUUGGAAUCUUAUCAACCUAGAGAUAUCCUUGCUAACCAAUCGAAUUCACAGGUAAAACCACGUGAAUCUAGAUAUAUCCCGCAAUUUGUACCAGAAUAGUAAUAAAAAUUGAAUGAAUGUAUUGCAUGA
Messenger RNA from Stylophora pistillata, 1522 nucleotides. RefSeq lists its product as uncharacterized. The record is from RefSeq and is a predicted model, not a curated record. Gene Ontology annotation, cellular component: membrane. NCBI's taxonomy places the organism in Eukaryota, Metazoa, Cnidaria, Anthozoa, Scleractinia, Pocilloporidae.